ACUGCGGUGCACAGAUGACUCCACCAAUUUCGGUUGUUCGAGGCGCGGCGCACAGUGCGCUUUUGCAUUCGCAUGCAUCGCCGUUCUGGUCAGUCGAUCGAAAAAUGUGUCUUCCGCUAUAUUUAAGUGCGGCUGUACGCACUGUUUUCACGAGCUCUCGCCAGUAGGAGGUAGAAAAAGGUUUCGUCCGCGGGAGCUCGCGUGAGCGCAGUUCGCACCGAUAAUCGGCGGAUCGUUCCACGAGACGGUGAUCGGCCCCGAGACCGUACGGGAACCGCAUUGUGUUAAUUCCCUGGCCGCAGAUGGUCAUCGUGGCUCGUUCGUCCGAUUUUCAUCGAUUGUAUUUAUAGUGUCCUCCGCGGUUUAUUUUCGCGUGCGGCGAAUCUUUGAGGGAAAAAUGCGCCUAUCCGCUGGCUGACAGCGUUCCUCGCAUCAUCCGUGUGAUCCUGUGUCCCCUCCGUGAUUCGUUCGUCGAUGUCGUCCUCAAUGAUAUCCGAUCGGCAAACGCGAUCUUUUCUCUUGUGGGCGAGUCGUGUUUGUCGCGUUACCACCACGGUAAAAAACGGUGAUCCGAAUGAACGCACGAUCAGACCGUCCUGAAGAAGACUGUGUCGUUGUUAUUCUUAGCGUGAGAACGUUGUAACGUCGGAACUGGCGAAAAGAAACUGUGUUCCACCUGUGCCAGAUACUUUUUUUACGGUUCUAUUUCGAACGUGCCCUCACAUGUCGCCGGGCACUGUUAACCUAUAACUCGCGAAAAAAGAAAAAGUACAAAGCUUCCCCUCCGGUAGAUUCAAGCCUCGAAGAACCUAAUCCCCGGUUCUCGCAUGUUUUCCGAGAUUUCGUCGAUUUUCAUCGACUCUCCCUCGAGCCGUUUCAAAUAUUCGAACUGAUAACCGUCCCAAUUAUUCUCGCCGUUCACCACGUACAAAUCAUAUUUUUUUUUUUUUUUUUCAUAAUGCGUAAUUACCAACAAUCUACAGCGCAGCUAAAUUGCCCCCGACAAAGGCUGAGAACGUUAUCAGAAUGAGUUGCCGUUUGAAAUAAGUUCUUGAGUGUGCAAUGUUUUAACGUUUUAACGCUUCGUUUAUGUCUGGUCGCGUUGCAAACGUCAUUCACCCAUUUCUUCUUUUGGUCGUAAUGCUGUGGUGGUUUGUCUUCUUAUACGGUGAAGGACGUGGAUCCACUUAGCACAAGUCUGCCUGAUACUUGAGCAAAGUACUGAUACUAAGUCACUGAAUACUGAAAAAUGGAGUCUGCUAUAGCUGGACGUAGGCGGACAACCGCACGACAUUCAGCAGAGGAUCAGGCUCUGGAUCAGAUAGCCAAGGAGGCAGAAGCUAGAUUAGCCGCCAGAAGACAGGCAAGAGCGGAAGCUAGAGAAAUACGAAUGCGGGAGUUAGAAAGGCAACAAAAAGAGGCGGAGGAGAAUGCAGAUAGGGUUUACGACAUGUGUUCAGCCGACGUGAAUAGAACGAUGAGAGUGACUCCCGACUCUGUAAGGACGUCGCGUCUCCUUACGAAUUCUAAUAAUUUCCAAUCCAGUCGGAGAUCUUCUGAAGAUUCACUGGAGGAUGCUGGCCUAAGCAGAGAUCUCAGGUUAGAAUUGAAAGAAUUCGAGGAAAAAUUUAGAAAGGCGAUGAUAGCCAAUGCUCAGUUAGACAAUGAAAAAUCUUCGUAUGCUUAUCAAGUCGAUUUAUUGAAAGAUAAAUUGGAAGAAUUGGAAGAAACGGUUGCACAACUUCGUAGGGAGCUUAGAGAGAAGAAUCGGGAGUCCGAACAGUUGAAAAGACUCAGUCAAACAUUGAAAGACGAGUUAGACGUAUGCCAUGCACAACUAGUAGAAAGAGAUACGCUUAUACAAGAAAACGGUUUAGUUAUUAUCGACGAUGAGGGAAGUGAAAACGAAGAUACCGAAAUUGAAAAUGGCCCACGCCCAAGACGAAGAGUACUAGUCAGUGCAGAAGCAGCAGAAUUAUUGCAAAACGCUGGAAAGGGUUCGCUAGAUGUCCGACUGAGAAAAUUUGCUUCUGAAAAAAAAGAAUUGCAAGAUGAGAUACGACAUCUCAGACUGGAACUAGAGGAGACAAGAAAUCGUAUUAGGUCCGAAAAAUCACCUGGUUCAGUAUUAGGCUGUUUAUCAGACUCUGAAGAUGUGCAACGAGAAGCAAACAAGCUUCUGGCCGAUUACAAGUUCAAGCUUCAAAAAGCUGAACAGGACAUGUCCACUUUGCAAGCCACCGUAGCCAGGCUAGAAAGUCAAGUAAUACGUUACAAGUCGGCAGCGGAGGCAUCUGAAAAAGCGGAGGAUGAAUUGAAAGUAGAAAAGAGAAAAUUACAAAGAGAAGUCAGGGAAACUCAAGGUCGCGUGGAAGAAUUGGAAACAGCAAACUCUCAUUUACAAAGGCGAUUGGAUAAGCUUAAAAACGCGAAAUCCGCCCUGUUAAAGGAGCUUUGACGGGACGAUUUUUUGGGAUCUGUACAAUGAGUCUGCCAUUUUUCAAUUCAUUGAGAAUCGUGUGCCGAUGUUGCCUCACACAACACAAGAUACUACUUAACGCAUUGAAAUAUAAUUUAUGCGAACGGAGCACGUACAUAUAGUAGUGAUCGUUGCGCGGAUUUUACCACGAUUUUAAUUGAUUUUUAAUUGUAAAAUAUCGCAUACAAAAGUAUAGCAUCCCAAAAUAACCACUACCAUGCAAUGGUCUUUGGGGAUCCUAUACUUUAAUUAUACGCUAAACUGCUGUGAAAAGAGAUCGUUGUUUUAUAUUCAACACGUUCUUUUCUUCCAUUUUCUUUUUUUUUUUUUAACACUAACAAUUACUUCCUGCAUUUCCUAGUAAAAUAACAAAAAGAGAAAAAAAAUGAAGAAAAAGAAAUAACAAUUUUUUCAAUGCAUUUCGAACACCGAAUAUGUUUUCGUGAAUUUUGCAAACAGUUGUGAAAUCGAUUCGUAACAUGUGUAUUAUUUAAAGGAAAAAAUAUUCUGACUCGUGUAUUAUAAAUGCAAUUGAAUAUUUUCUCUGCCUUUAUUUUUUGAGGCACGAUCUUUCAUAUUAUUUUAGUUUUUGUUCGUUGCAACAACUUCUAUAGAAACUUGAAGGUAAUUAACCGUAUAAUAAUUGUUUACUAUAAUUUAUGAUAUACGAGUCACUUAAAACAGAGCGUACGUCGAUAAGUGUAAUUUUUGUGUUACAUCGAAUAAUUUAUAAACGAUAUUUCUGAAGAUACAAGAUAUUUAUAACUCCUACGAGAAACGUGUUAUAGUUAAAGCUAGAAUUUCGAAUGGAUGCAACCAGCCUACGAUAUUCAUUUUCUACUAUCGAUCGUCUACUAUGGAAUCUUGAUAAAGUUUUUAAUUUUUUAUAUCAUACCUCACGUAUCUAAAACAUCGAUGUUAGCAUUUGUAUACUGAAUAGAACGCGAUAAAGAUAAAAAAAAAAUUUCACUAGAACAUCUAAAAUUGACAAAAGAAAAAAUUUUGCCGAUUAUAUGUCUGAAUCAAUGAUGGUGUUCAAGUUUUUAACAAUAGUAUUUCUAAUCAAUUGAAUUGUAUUCAGAACUGAUACUUUUUAUUCUUCUGACUGAUGCGAUGUAAAAGAAAGUAGAUGUAUGAUAGUGUGGUCUUUGUACAUUCGAAAUAAAUUAAACUAUGUUGUUGAAGCUA
Molecule: messenger RNA, 3667 nt
Organism: Frieseomelitta varia
Lineage: Eukaryota; Metazoa; Arthropoda; Insecta; Hymenoptera; Apidae
Product: leucine-rich repeat flightless-interacting protein 2
Exons: 10
Coding region: 1250-2458 (402 amino acids)
Biological process (GO): regulation of DNA-templated transcription
Source: RefSeq, a predicted model, not a curated record